Molecule: messenger RNA, 3052 nt
Organism: Trichomycterus rosablanca
Lineage: Eukaryota; Metazoa; Chordata; Actinopteri; Siluriformes; Trichomycteridae
Product: cytochrome P450 2B4-like
Exons: 9
Coding region: 7-1509 (500 amino acids)
Biological process (GO): xenobiotic metabolic process
Cellular component (GO): intracellular membrane-bounded organelle; cytoplasm
Molecular function (GO): heme binding; iron ion binding; oxidoreductase activity, acting on paired donors, with incorporation or reduction of molecular oxygen, reduced flavin or flavoprotein as one donor, and incorporation of one atom of oxygen
Source: RefSeq, a predicted model, not a curated record
CUCAACAUGCAGUCUGUACUGAGAUAUUUAGACCUGACCUCUGUAGCUCUGGCCGUGUUGGUCGGUCUGGUCUCACUGGUUAUACUGGAGAUCUUCAGGUUGAGAUCAUUAAAAAGACAGUUACCUCCUGGACCUACACCACUGCCGUUUGCUGGGACUACAUUACUGUUCUUAAACGAUCCUGUGGGUCUCAUCAGAUCGCUGGUGCGGUAUGGUGAUCUGUCCACCCUGCACAUAGGAAAGAGACCCUUGGUGUUGCUGAAUAAUCUAGAUGUGAUGAAGGAAGCUCUGGUUCAGAAUGGAACUGCGUUCUCCGGAAGGCCGUACAUGCCCAUAAUGGAGUGGAUCACCAAUGGAUACGGUAUUGUGAUGGUCACGUACGGUCAUAUGUGGAAGCAGCAGCGACGUUUUGCUCUCCACACGCUGCGUAACUUCGGUCUGGGGAAGAAAUCCGUGGAGGAACGAGUGUCUGAGGAAGCACAAUGUCUCAUCAAAGAGAUGCUUAAACAAGAAGGAAAGGCCUUCGAUCCGAUCCAUCUCACCAUGAACGCCGUGUCCAAUAUCAUCUGCUCCAUCGUGUUUGGAGAUCGCUUUGAGUACGACGACCUGCGCUUCGCUAAACUGCUGAAAAUCCUGAAUGAAAACAUGGUGCUGUUUAGCUCACCGCUUGCAUUGAUGGUCCACUUUUUUCCCUUCACAAUGCACCUCCCUGGUCCACAUCAGAAGAUCUAUCAGAAUGCCAAGGCUUUAAAGGACUUCAUCCGAGAGGCCAUGGUGGAGCACAGAAAGACGCUGGAUCCUGAAAAUCACCGCGACUUCAUUGAUGCCUACCUCAUGGAGAUAAGCAAGAACAGCUCAAGCGAAGACUCGACGUUUCACGAGGAGAACCUGGUAAUGUCCACCUCUGAUCUCUUCCUCGCUGGAACUGAGACCACAUCGACCACGCUCAGAUGGGGCUUCAUUUUUAUGAUGAACCAUCCAGAUGUUCAAGAGCGCUGCCAUGAGGAGAUCGUUCGCGUGUUGGGUUACGAUCGAGCCCCUAGCAUGGACGACCGAGCAAAACUCCCGUACACACUCGCCACCGUUCAUGAGAUCAUGCGCUGUGGGAACAUUCUCCCACUCGGCGUGUUUCACUCAACCACGCAGACAACACAGCUACGAGGGUACACCAUCCCUAAGGAAACGCUGAUCAUGACCAAUUUAACAGCCGUAAUGACGGAUAAAGAUCACUGGAAACAUCCGGACACGUUCAACCCCGAGAACUUUCUGGAUGAGAACGGCCAGUUCUGCAAAGACGAAUUCUUCCUUCCUUUCUCUCUGGGUCCGAGGGUUUGUCUCGGCGAGUCUCUUGCCAGGACAGAGCUCUUCAUCUUCUUCACCUCUCUGCUGCAGAGGCUUCAGUUCUCCUGGCCCCCCAAUACACCACCUGUUGAUCUGGAUGGCAUUGUGGGUACGGUGAAAAUGCCCCAUCCGUUCCAAAUGAUCUGCAGGAGUAGACAAUCCUUCUAAUAAUUGUUAAUAAUAAUUUUAGGUGUUUGUGCCACACCUUUCCUCCCAUCUCCCCAAAUAUAGUGGUAGGUUGGGCUAUACCACUAAGGUGUGUCGCCGGAGUCCUGGCACUGUUUUGCUUGGAUUGAUGUGUGGUAAAGUGUUUUAUGUAUUUGGUGUCUCUUUUUGUGGUGAUUUGCUUUACACUUAAGAUGGUAGCUGCACUGUUCUGGUUACCAGACCACCAUAGUCGUAUUAAUCUCUUUUAUUUCUUUAUUUCUGUCUGAAUUUUACUGCGCUUCUAAUCUUCAGCACUAUUCAUCAUUGGUUGUAAAUUUGUUUUUAAAUAAAGUUAUGCUGUUUCUAUUUGUUCUAGAGCAAUUCUUUUAAAAGUAUUAUGUAUUGUUAUAUUGUUAUAUAGAGAAGCUCCAAUUAAUGCAAGUGGACACCUUCACAACCUCCUGGAUUACUGACUACCUGACAGACAGUCCGCAUUUUGUGAGACUGAAAGGAGGUGUUUAGGUGAUCAGGUGGUUAGCAGCAUAGUAGCACCGCAGGGGACUGUUCUCUCACCCUUUCUCUUCACCCUGUAUACCUCAGUACAACUCUGAGUCCUGUCAUCUACAAAAGUUCUCAGAUGACUCAGCAGUGGUGGGGUGUAUUAGUGGUGGAGAUGAGGGUGAGUACAGGGAUCUGGGUGACCACUUUGUCUCAUGGUCAAGGAACAACCACCUUCUUUUAAAUGUGGCCAAGACAAAAGAGAUGGUCCUAGACUUCAGGAAGACCAGGACUGCUUUGAAACCCCUCUGUAUCCUGGAGGAGGAUGUGGAGGUGGUGGAAAAUUACAGAUACCUUGGUGUCCAUCUUGACGACAGACUAGACUGGAAGUGCAACACUGAGGCUGUCUACAGAAAGGGCCAGAGCAGACUUUAUUUUUAUAGGAGGCUCAGGUCCUUCAAUGUAUGCAGCAAGAUGCUACACAUUUUUAACCAGGAAGGCUGGUUCUGUGCUGGGUUUUGCUCUGGAGCCCCUAGAGCUGGUUAUUGAGCAGAGAAUUUUGCACAAGCUGCUCAACGUAAUGGACAACACCACACACCCGUUACACGACCUGCUGAUUAAACAGCAAAGUGCCUUUAGUGGAAGGUUCCGCCAACUUCCGCUGCAACAAAGAGCGCUAUAGGAAGUCAUUUCUGCCCACAGCGGUGGCAACCUAUAAUAACUCUCACUGGUGCAAGAGAAGGACGAAGAACCUAUAACACCCACAAAAGACAAUUAAACUUACAAUUUGCACAUGGUACUGUUUUAUUUGCACAGUUUUAAAUUGCACAUCUGUAACUGCACCGUUAGGCUCCCCCCUUUUUAUUUUUCUUUUUUUCUUUUGUUCUUGUCCUGUUAGAUGAUUUUAUAUUCUUAUAUUUUAUAUUAUUAUAUUUUAUUUUCUUUAUAUAUAUUUUUAGAUUUUAUAUCUUACUUGUAUUUACAUUUGUCUUAAUUUUUUUUUAUUCUUUCUUUUACCUCAUUGUAAUGUCAUUGUGUGAUGUUUUUUGUAAUAAUUGUUAUUGCU